Messenger RNA from Mus musculus (house mouse), 1848 nucleotides. It is a transcript of the gene Gtf2f1, whose product is annotated as general transcription factor IIF, polypeptide 1. Lineage: Eukaryota; Metazoa; Chordata; Mammalia; Rodentia; Muridae. Gene Ontology annotation, molecular function: promoter-specific chromatin binding; protein phosphatase binding; protein domain specific binding. The record is from RefSeq and is marked validated. Gene Ontology annotation, biological process: response to virus; positive regulation of transcription by RNA polymerase II; transcription elongation by RNA polymerase II. Gene Ontology annotation, cellular component: nucleus; transcription factor TFIIF complex; transcription factor TFIID complex. The transcript is spliced from 13 exons. Bases 279 to 1823 code for a protein of 514 amino acids.
GGCUUUCUCUCCGAAGCUGGUGAUCUAGAGUAGUUACAGCGGCUGCGCUCUUCUCGGUGUGGCAGCUCAACUUCCGGGUCAGGCUCUAACGCAUGCGCAGAGAGUUAGGUCUCUUUUUCUCGUCUUCCAGCAUUCUCCGAGACUUAAGGAUUUGGAAAUCCAAAGCACAGCAUCACACUAACGUGACAACCAGGAAAGGUGCCUUCCCUUUCCUGGAGCCGAGGGACACAACGAAGUUCAUCCCGUCAGGCCGACCGGGAGCAGCUUGAGCAACGGCCAUGGCGGCUCUAACCCCUGCUCUCUUGCAGGGCUCCAGCAGCCAGAAUGUCACCGAGUACGUCGUCCGAGUCCCCAAGAACACAGCCAAAAGAUACAACAUAAUGGCUUUUAAUGCAGCCGAUAAAGUCAACUUUGCUACCUGGAACCAGGCACGGCUGGAGCGAGAUCUGAGCAACAAGAAGAUUUACCAGGAAGAAGAGAUGCCAGAGUCCGGUGCAGGCAGUGAAUUCAACCGCAAGCUUAGGGAGGAGGCGCGCCGGAAGAAGUAUGGCAUUGUCCUAAAGGAGUUUCGGCCUGAGGACCAGCCUUGGCUACUCCGUGUCAAUGGCAAAUCAGGACGGAAGUUCAAAGGCAUUAAGAAAGGCGGGGUAACAGAGAACACAGCCUACUACAUCUUCACACAGUGUGCUGAUGGUGCCUUUGAGGCUUUCCCUGUACAGAACUGGUACAAUUUCACACCACUGGCCCGACACCGCACACUCACUGCUGAGGAAGCCGAGGAGGAAUGGGAGAGGAGGAACAAGGUCCUAAACCACUUCAGCAUCAUGCAGCAGCGGCGGCUCAAGGACCAGGACCAGGAUGAAGAUGAGGAGGAGAAGGAGAAGCGCAGUCGCAAGAAGCCUAGUGAGCUGCGCAUUCAUGACCUGGAGGAUGACCUGGAAAUGUCCUCCGAUGCCAGCGAUGCCAGUGGUGAAGAGGGCAGCAGAACCUCCAAGGCUAAGAAAAAGGCCCCUGUGACCAAGGCAGGCAGGAAGAAGAAAAAGAAGAAGGGCUCAGAUGAUGAGGCUUUUGAGGACAGCGAUGAUGGGGACUUCGAGGGCCAGGAGGUAGACUACAUGUCUGAUGGCUCCAGCAGCUCUCCAGAUGAGACAGAAGGCAAGCCCAAAGUGCCCCAGCAGGAGGAUGGCCCAAAGGGGGUGGAUGAGCAGAGCGAGAGCAGUGAGGAGAGUGAGGAGGAGAAGCCCCCCGAGGAGGACAAGGAGGAGGAAGAAGAGAAGAAGGCCCCUACCCCACAAGAGAAGAAGCGCAGGAAAGACAGCAGUGAUGACUCAGACAGCUCAGAAGAGAGCGACAUUGACAGUGAGACCUCCUCUGCACUCUUCAUGGCGAAGAAGAAGACACCCCCAAAGAGGGAGCGGAAGCCAUCGGGGGGGAGUUCAAAGGGCACCAGUCGGCCAGGGACUCCCAGUGCAGAAGCAGCAAGCACCUCUUCUACCCUGCGGGCUGCAGCCAGCAAGCUGGAGCAGGGGAAGCGGACGAGUGAGACUCCAGCAGCCAAGCGUCUUCGGAUGGACACGGGUCCCCAGAGCCUGUCUGGGAAGUCCACACCCAGCAGCGGUGAUGUCCAGGUGACAGAGGACGCUGUGCGCCGCUACCUGACCCGCAAGCCCAUGACCACAAAGGACCUGCUGAAGAAGUUCCAGACCAAGAAGACAGGGCUGAGCAGCGAGCAGACAGUAAAUGUGCUGGCGCAGAUCCUCAAGCGCCUCAACCCUGAGCGCAAGAUGAUUGGUGAUAAGAUGCACUUCUCCCUCAAAGAGUGAUGCCAAUAAAGAGAGCAGGCCCAGA